Messenger RNA from Scheffersomyces amazonensis, 1069 nucleotides. RefSeq lists its product as uncharacterized. Bases 62 to 802 code for a protein of 246 amino acids. Lineage: Eukaryota; Fungi; Ascomycota; Pichiomycetes; Serinales; Debaryomycetaceae. The transcript has a single exon. Gene Ontology annotation, cellular component: MICOS complex; mitochondrial crista junction. The record is from RefSeq and is a predicted model, not a curated record. Gene Ontology annotation, biological process: cristae formation.
UUGAACUAAGUGAACAGUUCCGAUUCAAUAUUCUAAUCCAAAAUAUAUACUAUAGUUAAACAUGUUUGUGAAGGGAUUAAUUAAAGUAGGUAUACCAGUAUUUACUGUGUCAUCUAUAAUAAGCAUGUCUAAUGGACAAAUAAAAAAUGAACCAAAACGUAAAUUCUAUGAAGAUGAAGUCGAUGUUGUUCCUCGUCCUGGAACUGUAGUUCCUGCAUCAGGUACUGAAUUAGAAGCACUUGGUCCAAAUAAGAUUGUUGAUGGUAUAUCUGUUCGUUCUCCAACUGCUAUAGAAUCAUUUUUCAAAUCAGGAAGAGGAAUCACUACUGAUAUUUAUUUUAAAAUUCAAAAUUAUAUUAAUCAAGGUUAUGUAAAAUAUAAUGAAACUGAACGUAAAGUUACUAAUUCAGUAAGUGAAUUACAUAAUAAAUCUGAAGAUUUAUUACCUAACUCAAUUUAUAUUGUCAUUGCUACAUUAUCAGGAAAUAUAGCUGCCCGUCAAAGAGGAAUUUUUGCUAAAAUAACUUUCCCAGUUGUUUUAGGUCUUGCAUCAUUUAAAUACUUUUUACCUGAAACUUUUAAUAAUACAAGAAUCUUUGCAUGGAAAUUAGAGAAACAGAAUUUACCACAAAUUGCUGAACAACAAGAAUUUGUAUAUAAUAAGGCUGGUGAAUUAGUAGACACCAUAGAAAAGACUUCUGAUUCAAGUAUUAAAUCCGUUGAAAGUUCAUAUCAAAGUAUAAGAAAGUCAAUUGCUGAUGUCACCGGUUUAAAUAUAGAUGAAGAAGUAUCUAAAAAGUAACAUAUCUUUGUAUAACUAUAUAUAUUCAUAAGUCAACUUACAACUUCAUUUGCUAGUGAGAUUUACAGGUUUUUAAUGUAAUAAAAUUUACAGGUUGAGUACCUAAACUUUUUCGAUCUCAGCUGCAAAAUUUUGUUAUUAGCACCAAUCUUUAACCGCCAUAACUAAAACCUCUAUAUUCUUCGAACUGAAUCCUUAGGAAAUGAGAGAAAGUCUAAAGUAAGUAUUAAUAACCAAUAUAAGUUGCUAAAUAUAACGUAUUACUAA